AUGACUGUUUGUAACCAGUUAGAAUAUAUUAUUAUGUUGGCAUCAACUAGUAAAAAUGACGAUAUUAGUAUCGAAAUCAAGUCCGAAGUCAAAGAAAUGAAACCUACAAAAUAUUUUGCAAUCAAUCCUGAGGGUGAAUUUGUAGUCGAAUUUGUAGUAAAAGAGAAUUUUGAAUUUGAAUUACAACUAUAUAAUGUCGACCUAGAUUAUAACUUAAAAUUAGAAAAUACUCCAGAUUUAUUUAACCAAGAAACUUCGUACAGAAAACUUUCACCUCUUCCUAAAGUAUUUAGCUUUACUAAGACAGAUCAAGAAAAUCAAGAACUGACUACAUCUCCUACUCAAUUUAGCUUUAUUGAUACAAACCUAGAAGCGAUCAAGAAUACAAAUAUAUUAAGAUGGUCUGUUUCUGUAUCAGAUAAAUCAACAAACGUAUCAGAAUUUAGAGAAUUUAGGUUAUUAGCUAUAUCUUGUAUCAGUCUUGAAGAUAUGGAUUAUUAUACGAAAGAUUCUAGUGAAAGAGAUACGACAGAAACCCAAAACAAAGGAUUUACAUUUGUUUUUAUUAUUGUUAAACUUGAAGAAAAUUAUUUAAUUAGAAAUGAUAAAAUGUUAUCACUUGAAUAUGGUGGAAUAGUCAGAUUAUUUUCUAACAAUGAUAACAAUAAAAAAAAAGGCAGUAAAAGACCUGAUGAAGGUUUCAUUAUAAUUUUAACACUUUCAGGAAUCUGCAAGUAUCAUUUGAAAAUGAGGAAUAUAUAUAUUAACAUAAAUGAUACUCAAAAAUUAAAAUAUCCAAAAAGAAUAUACAAUGCAAUCAAUAAUAAUAUAUUUUUUGAAGAUCAAGAUAGGUCUGCAUACAACCUUACAUGCGCAUAUAUUGAAAGUUGUUUAAAUAAGCAUUAUUUUUUGGUUGAUACUAUUAAAGAUGAAAUUGGAUACAUAGAACUUUAUGAUUUAAAGACAAACCAAUUAGUAAAUAUUUUUCAGAGGAAGAUUUUAAAUAAAUGGAUCUUGCUAGAUCAUCCUACCUCAUCAUAUGCAAUAUCGAACAAUAAUAAAUUAUUAGCAUAUGUGUCGUCAUCUAUCAAAGGAAUAGAAAUUUAUUCGAUCGAAUGCGGUCUUAAAAUAGCAGAUAUUGCAAAUUUAUAUACUUCAGAUAAAAAAAUAUAUAAUAAAACAGAUGAUAAAGCAGAUGAAAGAACAGAUGAGGAAACAGAUGAUGUAAAAAUAUUUAUUGAUUUUUUUCAUAAUGAUGAGAUGUUAUUUAUAUAUCUUUCAGAAGAUAAAUGGACUGUCUGGAAUAUUUUUGGCUCAUUACGAGCUUCUGUUAAAUUAGAGAAACCAGGAUUCGCAAUGAAACUUCCAUUAGUAGAAUUCGGUGACCAUUAUAAAAUAAAAAAAUCAAAUUCAUUCAUGAUCGUUAAUCAAGAUGACAAACUGGUUGUUUAUGAUGAUUAUAUCAUAGAUAAAUAUUUUAAAUGUUAUAAGGGAAAUAAUAAACAAAAUUGGAAGUCAUUAUCAAACGAAUAUCUUUUGAAGAAUGAUUUCAACAAUAAGGUUCGAGAUCUUAAUGAUAAUGAAUCAAAUUUAGAUAAAAAUUAUAAAAUACUUGAACCUUGGUUAUUAGAUUCUUGUGGAUAUUCACAAUAUUCAUUUUAUCUUGGCGAGAAAAAAAAAGGACAGAAUGAUAGACUCCUUUUAAUUGGAAACCAUACAAUUCAAGUUUGGUACAUACAAGAUAAAAAAAGAUCACUUGAAUUCAUUCAUGUGCCUUUAUCUCAUGCACGUUCUUUUGACAUGCAUAAAAUUUCUGAGAAAGAAUUAAGAGGAUGGGAACUUCAAGCGAUAAAAGUAAAUGACUUCAAUUAUUGGACCGGAAAAUUCAAGCUUAGAAUUCAAAAUAUCGAAGAUCCUCAUCAAAUUAAAAUAGAUGAAAUUAAAAUGGAAGAUGAUGAGGAUUUUUUGAAUGUGCCAAUAUAUGCCUGUUAUGCAUUUAAAUAUUUAUCUGCUUACAAAAAGGUUGAAUGGCACCUUAGUAAGGAUAGAAAAUUAAAAUUCAGUAGAAUUCUCAAUCAUACGCGAAGAAUAAUAUUGAGAUUUGUUAGAUUGCAUCCAACUACUUGGCGAUUAUUAGAUGUUCGCCAUGAUUUAAUGAAUGUUCUUAUUGAAACUAGGGAUUACGAACUUGUGAAUGACAUUUUAUCUUAUGGAAAAUCGACUCAUAUACCUCAACAUCUUCCAUGGUCUGGCAAAAAAAAUCCUAUUCAUACUGCAUUAUCGGAUCCUACUAUGCUUGCACUUUUUUUAGAAUAUUAUUCUAAUAACGCAACCAAUAAUAUUGGAUGGAUGAAUACAGUUGUAGGCAUCAUACCAGAAUUAUAUUCGAAUAAAGAAAUGAAUAAAAAAGAGGAUGGUAAUAUUUAUUGUAUUAGAAUGAAAUUAAUUUGCAAGCAAUUGGAUUUAUUCUCUUUUGAAUAUAUUGAAAUUCCACCAGAGUUAGAUGGUUUGUUAAAAGUUUAUGUACCUAUAACACAGUUAAUUCCACAAGAUUCCAAGUUGAGUCUAAAAGAGAUCGCUUCUGAUAAAGCUGGUGAUAUUCGAGUGGUACCUUUACCAAAUUUUACAACUACUGAAAGAAUGCUGUCAGAUGUGAGAAGAAUAAAUCGUACAAUAAUUCAAAAGUUAAUAGUUCUUCCUAAAUAUUUAUAUUUUAAAGAUGAAGAUUACAGUCCUUUUAUUAGAAUAAUAAAAAAAGUUGAUCUGGAUAUUUUAUGUGAAAACCCAUCAUUGGGGGCUGUCAUUAAUUGGAUGUGGUAUUCUUCUAAGUCCUAUUGGUCUAGAACUUUGUAUUCUUUUAUUUUGUACUUUUUAAUUUAUUCAAUUAUUUCUUGGGCGUAUAUUGCUCAUCUUCAAAUAACUGGAGCACUUCAGCAUUUCCCAAUAAUGACAAUAAUUGUAUUAUUUUAUUAUUUAUCAUAUAAUCAUAUUGCAAUUGAAUUGAGCCAACUUUAUCACAAUAAGAAAUAUUUUUCAGAUCUUUUUAAUUUAGUAGAUCUUUCAUCACUUAUUAUUCCGAUAUGUAUCUUUAGUUAUAUUUUGAUUAAUUAUUAUACAUUUGACAGCGGAUUUAAAAAUGCUGAAAGCAGUGAAACAACCGAAGAUGGACCAUUUUCAAAUAUUGUUAGUGCCAUACUUGCAGUAUAUGAUUGGUCAUCAAUAUCAUUAGAUGCAUGGAAUUUUUGGCCACUUACAUUAAUUAGUGUAAUUGGAAAUGCAGUCAAAAAUAGUAGAAGAAUAUACGGUUAUCAAAUUGAUUUUAUUUAUGAUUUUGCACUUCUUGAUAGAUCGUUAGAAUUUAAUGAAUUAGAUUCUAAGUUUACGGAUAAAUUAAAUAUAAAAUACAUUUGUUUUAAUGAUGAUCCGUCCAUUACGGAUUCAUGGAAAGAGAAAUCAGAACAAGAGAAAUCAAAGCCAUAUCCGAAUUUUCCAAAAUUACAUAGGAGUGGAAUUGAAUCUUGGCUAACUGAAAGUUGUUUAUUUAUUUGGGAAAGAAAGGAAGAAACAUUAGAUAUUAAAUUUUGGUUCGAUUAA
Molecule: messenger RNA, 3594 nt
Organism: Cetraspora pellucida
Lineage: Eukaryota; Fungi; Glomeromycota; Glomeromycetes; Diversisporales; Gigasporaceae
Source: the annotation of a GenBank genome assembly